Phoenix dactylifera (date palm) is the source of this 843-nucleotide messenger RNA. Its product is annotated as putative invertase inhibitor. Gene Ontology annotation, molecular function: enzyme inhibitor activity. The record is from RefSeq and is a predicted model, not a curated record. NCBI's taxonomy places the organism in Eukaryota, Viridiplantae, Streptophyta, Magnoliopsida, Arecales, Arecaceae.
AACCUCCUCUAUAUAUUGCCAGUUGCCUUCAUUCUCGCUUCUCAGUUCUCACGCUCUAAAAACAACAGCCCUUCAUACAUUCACCCACAAUCCCCUGAGACAAGGAGAAAGAGAGGAAAGAAAAAAACAAUGAGGACUGAUCUCAUCCCUCUCUCUCUCACCAUCAUCCUCUCUCUCCUUCUUAUUUCCUCCAUCGCCAAAGCUUCCAUCCUCGAAGAAAUUUGCAGGAGCGUCGCGGCAGCCCGCCCCAACAUCGGCUACGAAUAUUGCGUGACAUCUCUCGGAACAGAUCCAGGAAGCAGCUCUGCAGAUCCCCAUGGUCUCGCGGUCAUCGCGGCGAGAUUGUCCGUGGCCAAUGCUACAAGCACUGAAUCCAGUAUAGAUCAGUUAAUGGUGGUGGAGUCCAAGCCUUCCUUAAAAGACUGCCUCAGUGUUUGCUCGGAAGUGUACUCGGAAGCGAUCGACCACUUGAACGACGCCAUCCGCAACCUGGAAGCCAGGCUUUACGGCGAGGCCGUGACAUUUCUCAGUGCGGCACUCGACGCACCUGAUAACUGUGAGGAUGCAUUCAGGGAUGCCGGAGAUCUGCUGCUGUCGCCGUUGGCGAGGGAGGACGAGGAUUAUAGCAGGCUUGCUGACAUUGCUCUAACCAUCACCGCGUCUCUGGGAUGAAAGAUGGAUCUUCUCUGCUUGCUUGCUUAAUAUGUUAAUUGUCAUUAAUCUUUUGCCUGGGCAUGCACCCACCUGUAACAUGUUCCGCUAUCUAAAUACCCUUUCAUCUGAGUAACAACCGUUACAUCAAAACAAAACAAAACAACAAAAAAAAAAUCUUUUGUUUGGGCA